UUCUCAAAACUUUAACAAAAGAAAACAAAAAUCUUCAUUUCUCAGAUCCAUACAAAAAAAAUCUAUGGGUAUUACAAAAACUCCAAUGGCUUGUUUACUUAUAGUAAUAUUAACAGUUUCAGUGUCCCAUUACGAUGUUUUGGCCUUAGGAGGUGCAGAGACAAAAACGUUUACAUUUAACUUUGACCACUGCGGUAGAGUGUGUUCGGAUGACUACGGACGAUAUGAAUGUUUUACUGACUGUUGGGUGGCGAGAUACUCUGAUGGAGAUUGUCUUUCGCGUUCUCCUAAUGAUCCUAAAAGAUGUUGUUGCCAAACAAUAUAAAAAAUUGUACUUCUCUAUUAAUAUCCGAGAUUUUUUUUUUUAAGAUUUUGAAAACUUUCUCUACCAACAAAAACAUAUUUUUAAUUCAAAAAUAAUCUACUG
Messenger RNA from Thlaspi arvense, 427 nucleotides. The record is from the annotation of a GenBank genome assembly. NCBI's taxonomy places the organism in Eukaryota, Viridiplantae, Streptophyta, Magnoliopsida, Brassicales, Brassicaceae.